AUGGCCUCUAUCCACAGCGUAACAAACGGAGACACUGGAAAGUAUGUUGAUAUUGACGGUCAUAGAGUGAGGAAAUACGAUCUAAGGCUUUCGAGGAUUCCACAACUCGACUACAAUGACCCUCGAGUGGAAUCAAUAAUCGCAAAUGAGGUUGGUUUGACCACCACGUAUACCAUCUCAGCUCAAGUAUUUGCUUACAUACGAGUGGGCAUGUACAGGUUGAGAAAAUGCUUGAUUCAUACAAAAAAAAUUGUAUAUCUUUUAAAACGAGUGAAGGUCUGUAGGGAUUACAGCUGGAGAGCUUGGGUGACUCAAUGAAAUCCCUUAUAUUCAGUUAAUCUGUCGUAAUCGCUCACUUCCAUGUAGCCCUCCACAGUCCAGCUGCAAGAAGUCAACAUCUCUCAACAUGAGCGUAGGGCUUUUUAAUCAACAUCCUCAACCCUAUCUUCUCCAAAUCCAAUAAAAAUAUGUAGAUAUCUUUAGAGGGGUUCACAAGUGGAUCAGUUUUUUUUCUCUUUUUUUCCUAGAAGCUGGCUUAUAAACACCUCUGAUCCUUAAUUUUUUAAGGAAACUUCAAUAAACCACCGUAAGGAAAGCAACCUAUUGAACAAAAUUUGGUGUGAAAAUAUAAUACAUUUAGAGAAAGAUUUUUUUCAUCUUUCCAUGAGCCAAAGACAAAGAAAAAAUUGUGGGUGUCCAUGAGUCCCCAUGGGAAAUCAAACGUUAGACGCAUGUAUUCUGUGCUCAGAAUUUUUUCUUUGUUCCACAGUCAUGAAAAGAUGAAAGGCAUCUUUUUCCAUCUGUUUAUCAAGCUCAAACUUUACCAUCUUUCUCAUUCUAUCUAUAAUGCACUUUGCAAGCUAAGGAGCCUUUGCAAUAGUGAUAUUAUAUCAUCAUAUUUUUAUAUAAUAUUUUUAUAACAACUUUAUUGGGUACGUCUACGAAUAGACGGACGCCAAUUGGGUUAGUGCAGCGGGACAUGGAGUCCCAUACGGGGCACUACCCCUCUUAAAUCCACCCAACCCAACCCAGGGGAGGACAUCCAUCACACAGUAAUCUCGUGCGUGGGAAAUUAACGUCUCCUACCCCAAACCCUGCAGGAGACGGGACCUCCGGCUUAACGUCUUAUCCGAGAAGACGAAGCAAGGUGAGUGAAGCGGCUUGCUUAAGGCCACAACGUAGUGCCCCGGCCAGGACUCGAACCCGGGCCGUCCGACCCAGAGUCCAGCGCUCAGACCACUGGACCACUCACGCCUCACUUAUGCAAUUAGAAAAUUAGAAAAUUAGAAAAUUGCUAAAUUAUUCAUCCAUUAAUAAUAUACAUGGAAAAAUUACUCAGUUCUGAUUGGUUAAGAUAAAUGCAGUUUUCAGGUAAUUCAGUGCAGAAGAGAGUUAAUUCAGUGCAGAAGAGGGUUAAUUCAGUGCAAAGAAAGAAACAAAUCAGACAUUCUGAUUGGUCAAUAAUCAAAGAAACUCACAGAUAGCCAAUUAAAUGGGAGCAUUGGAUGUCGCAACAAAAUUUGAAAAUUUGAACAUUUGUGAGUGAAACAAUGGCCGGCGUUUGAAGUAGGUUUUCUUUCGCCACUGCAGCUGAAAAACAGCUUAAACAACGAAAACACUGUAAAAAGCACUGCUUUUUGGUUGCCAGUUUGGAAAAAGUGGUGUUUAGAGAAGGGAAUUGCUGAGGAAAUCGAAAAUUACGAGCUGACCUAGCUUAACACUUUGCUUGAGCGAUCCAACACCGAAAUUAAAAACAAACAUGGUUAAACCUCGGAAAUGACAAUUCCAUUUCAUCAAAAAUGAUUCAUACACAGAUUGAACAAUUCCUUGAACUGUUUAGCCGGACUUUCAACUUUUUUGCACCUUAACUUAAAGAUGUGAAGAUAUUAUUGCAUAUUAUUGUUUUGAUCAUAUGUGGUUGUUUUGACCGAACGCACGGUUUGAAUAAAUUAUUUUUUUCACUUGAUGCACAGGCUUUGCUUAUGUUUGAUUAUAAUAGGCCAUCUUGUAUUUUCCCAUGCAUAUUAUUAACACAUAAUUGCAUGAUUUUUCUCAUGCAAUUUGGAAUAAACAAGCACUAGUUAAUUUUUUCAAAGACCACAAAUUGCACUCGCCCCAUGGGCUUGUGCAAUUUUGUUAGUCUUUAAAAAAAUUUACUCGUGCUUAUUUAUUCAUAAUUGCACUCAAAAUCAUGUGAUUACCUAAUUUGUUUUCUUGCAGGAACCAGUGCUCCUAAAAAAUUCAGAUAUCGUAGGAACAGCUCUUAAAUGGGACUUGAACUAUCUUAAAGAGAACCUUGGUCAAGGAUCUUUCACCGUUUAUUCUUCUAAAACACACAAGUUCAUGUACUGCGAUGACAAACGAACCAAAGAUUGGCCCAACUUUGUUCCACCAACUCAGAGAACUGACAUGAAAUUUGAAAGCUUUUGUACAAGGAUUUCCAACUUCAAACCAUCAGAUACUCGUUUGUACUUGCAACAGAUGCUUAAUGAUUCGGUGGGAAAAAAUAUUGUGAGAGACUUCCUGGGCUUUAAGUGGAGCUGGCUCACAAACAUUCAAAAGAAAAUGAAGUGGGGAUCACUUACUUCUAAUCUUCUUCUUAUCGGCUUGCCUGGUAAUAUUACACCUGUUCAUUAUGAUGAACAACAGAACUUCUUUUGUCAAGUGACAGGAUACAAGAGAGUUAUUCUAUUUCAUCCAGACCAAUUUCAGUGUCUGUAUCCAUUUCCUUUGUAUCAUCCCUGUGACAGGCAAAGCCAGGUAAGCUGUAAUAAGACAACAUGAUUUCUAGGAUCUUUAUGUUGUUGACAUACAUGUAUAACAUUCACAGUUACUUUAAUUUUACGACUCCUAAGAGUGACUAGCAUCCAAUCUCUCUUUACAAUCACUCAUGAAUCACACAUUAAGGACACAAGUUAGAAUAAAGGAAAUGAUCACCAACCAACAGAUAUUCAUGUAAAUAAAUAUUUAUUCAAAUUCAUGCACGCAUUUUCAAACACUUUGGAUUUGAAAAUCAAAAAAUAAAACCUUUUCUUUUCUCAUCAAAAAGGUGAUGCAUGAUGCAUGUAUAUUUCAGCUAUUGUACUUUUCUUUAAAAAAUUGUCCCUAUGAUUUUCUCUGUUUACAACUUUUUAAUAGGAAAAGAAAAGGUAUACAUGUUUCAUAUAGAUUUUCAAAUUAGAAAAUUUUUAAAAUGGGUGUAUACAAAUGAUAAAUGAAAAGGAAAUUUUGGGUUAAUGCUAGAUUAUUAAACAAAUUCUCAUUAUCAGCACCUUAAGAAAUGUAUUAAGAACAGUAUGGAGAAUAUGCAUACUAAAGUUAGGUUGUAAAGGACCAACCCUUUCAUUCCUUAAAGAUCUCGUUUAAUUAGCAAUUCUCCUUACUGUCUGCCAAACAACUUGUAUGAUUUUAGUUUUGGGAAUUUUUUAUUGGAUCAACUAAUAAUCCCUUACCUGAUAGUUUUCUUUGUUCCCAUCGCUGUCUGUGAUGUGAUGGAGUUGAUUCCCACAGCUUUAUGUUGUUACUACUAAAUGUUAGAGAUGCAUUCAUUUCCACUCAAACCUUAGAAAUGGUUGCUGAGUGUACAAAUUUCUCAAUUAGUAUUUUAAUAACCGUACAGUUUUUCGGAAGCUAUCAUGGUGAAGGUGGGUUAAAGUAGCCUGCUCUAAACUGAUUCCACAUUGCUGACACUUGUACUUGUCUCAAAAAUAGGUUGAUUUUGACAAUCCAGAUCACAAGAGAUUUCCAAAGUUUAGAUAUGCAAAAGCUUUUGAAGUCAUAGUUGGUCCUGGAGAUGUUCUUUACAUACCAAUGUAUUGGUAAGAUUUGACUUUGAACAUGUGGAGUUUGAAAGUCUCUGAGUCAUGUCAAUUACUGAAAUUUUGACCAACAAUUUGAUGAUCAAGGAAUCCCUUAAUCAUUGAGUGACAUGACACAUGUUACCCUUCUUGCCCCUGCCAGCUUAGCAAAGUAUUCAAAAUGGUUUUUUUUUAUCUUUUUGGGCAAUAGGUGGCACCAUGUGGAAUCAACAAUAAAUGGAGGGAUCACCACAUCUGUCAACUUUUGGUACAAGGUAUAAAUGAUUUACAUUACAGUAUAAUUUCAAACAUUUCAGUUGACUGUAUUCUAAGAAGUUUAAGAACCCAGGAUCAGACAAGAAUAUACAGUAAUUGCAUAAUGUACCAUGCAAGAGGGGAAAUAUCAGCAGAAAAUCAUUCAAUUAACGUAUAUGUUACGUAUCCAUUCCACACAUAUCUACAUGCUUGUGGAAUAAAAAUGAUUUAGUGGUUUGGAUUGUGCAUAUCAUGGGAUAUUUGUUAGUGGAAACAUAUUUAGAGAGACAUAUGUAGGAAUAUUGUGACCUGGUGGAAGUUUGGAAAUAACUUAUUUGAAAGGUUAAUGUAAAGGGAGCUGAAUGGAUCAGAGAAGUUCCUUUUGCUCCUUCUGUUAAAAUCAAUGUUAAGUGCUACAGUGUAUUGUGUGUUGCUCCUCAUUGCAAUCAACUUCAGCUUUUUUAUUGAUUUUUACAGGCUGGCCCAACUCCAAGCCAGAUCAAUUAUCCAUUAUCACCACAACAGAAAGUUGCUGUGAUGAGAAACAUUGAGAGAAUGCUGGGAGAAGCUUUAGGAGAUCAUAACCAGGUAUGAUAGGAUAUGUGCUAAACAAAAUUACUUUUUUAUCCAAGUCCAAAAUGGUGCCUUGAUGAUCACAAAUAGAAGCUGGUAUGACCAACCUAUGCAGGCCUGUCCUGGUGUCCUUACUUUUGAGGGCUAUGUGGAGAGCUGGGAAAAAAAAAUUAACCAUCAUGCAACUGUUUGAUGUUUUCACAAAGAGCUUUAGACCAAAAAGUGACUUUCUGAUUUUCUUCAAGAAACUUGGAAUAAUAACAAUAGGUCAACCAAAAAGAAAGUACUUUCAGAAUUUGUUCUCUGGCAGCUGAAAAAGUUUCUUUGGUUUUAUUUGCUGCAUGCAGUAUUAAGUUAGUUGAGAACCGUGUUGCAUACUUACUUUCUAGGUACUUGGUGCAAUGUACUUUUUUUUUUGUUGGGCCUUUUAAUUGGAGGCAGUUUCAUCGCUGUAAUGGCACAUGUAUGAAAUACUGACAGCAGAUUUGUAUUAGGCUCGAAUUUACAGCAUAUACAGUAUAUGUGCAACAGAAUUGUAGGUGCGAGGUUCUGGACCUCAUCAAUUGCAUGUACAGUAGAUGUUGUGGUUCAAUUUUAUCCUUGGUUCAAAUUUAUUUUCUUUUGUUUUUGGGUAUUGUAAUGCAUGAUAAUGAGUUUGGAACAGAGGGAAAUAAAAUUUGAACCAAGGAUGAAAUUGAACUACAACAUAGAUUAACCUAUUACCUUAUACCUUACUUGAAACAAUGAGAUGGCAUGUCAUAAAGUACAUUUCUUAACAAGCCUUAUUCUCUGAGCACAAGUUUAAUGCAAAUGCAGAUCAAAUUUCUUAAAAAGAAGUUUUUGAAAAAAUAUUAAUUAACUCGGCAAGUUCUAUGAAGCAAUUACAGUCGAAAUAAUGUCUAACACAGUAUUGGCUGCCUACCUUUUCAGCAAAACAAUUUUUUUUGGGGGGAGGCAGGGGCGGGAAGGGAGUGCAGAGGUCAUUAUCAAUAUUCAGAACUUCCCUGUUUGAAUUGUAUAUUUUUGCAGAUUGGUCCACUUUUGAAUUGCAUCAUAAAUGGACGUUAUACGGAAACAAAUGAAGGUAUAGAGGAGAAUUAUACAGAGACCAGCACUUGAUAAAUCACUCUUUCUCCAUGAAAAUCAAACUUUAGACAUGCAGAUUAGACAUAGCCAUAUAUGAAGCCAGAUUUUCAAGUUAAAGUUCCCUCCUAUUCCUAAAUGACUGAGACAUGAUGAGCUUUGGUGAUUAAAUUAUUACUAGAAACGUAUUUACCGUUGUUUGCCUUUUGAUCAAGUGAACAUGAUAGAGUAGACUGAAAUUUUCCUUGUAUAUUUUUAUCGUCAAUGCAGAAAAUAACAAACUGUAAAACCAUUUAGAUGGUUACAGUAAACUUUCAUGAAGUGAAAGAUAUCUCUCGUUAGAGCGCUUUUCGAUUGAGUGUGAUAAACCAAAACCAAACUAAUCACAAUCGCCAAUCGUAAGAUAGGAUAAUAGAUUUGAGAGCCAGUGAGUUCUCAAAGUAAAAAUAACUAAACUGCCUAAAGCGCGGGAAAACGCGGCUGAGCAGGUCGGAAUUAGUUUGAGUUUUUAUCUGAUUGGUUGGGAGAGGGGCGCGAGUUUUUCUGGACCAAUCACAGAUCGAAGUAAUGCAAAAACGAGGCAAUCCCGGAUGACUUUCGACACUCAGUUGAAAAUUGCUAUAUUUAAUUAAUUUAAGGGAUUGAGGUUUCGUUUGCUUAUGAUCAGGAAAUCAGUAAGCAAACAUCCUUGCCUUUUGAAAUGUGUCUAAGACAAUUAGAUUACUUGAAAAAAAAUGUUGUUUUACAACUAAAAAAGAAAUAUGUAGAAAAUUAGAUUAAGCAAUAAUAAGAUUAUGAUUGCAUUAUAUUAAAAUAUCGUUAUGGAUACAUGACAUAACUGCUGUUUAUGUCUGCCGCAUGUGAUGUGAAAUCUUUUAGAGAAAUGCAAGACUAUGAAUUCGUUGCUGUUAGAAAAUAGUGAUAGGAAGUAGAAAUAGCUCAAGACGAAUUUAGCACCAUCAAAUGGAAUUGUCAGGAAGUGAUCGUCUUUAAUUUGUCGAUAUUUGUUGCUCUUCAGGGAUUACCCAUAGUGAUAGUGAAACGUGUCGCUGUAAUGCCUGUGGACGAUUCUUUUAAAUAAGUAUACUUGGUAAUAAAGUAUAUAUGUCGAUUCGAAGUGAU
Molecule: messenger RNA, 6830 nt
Organism: Pocillopora meandrina
Lineage: Eukaryota; Metazoa; Cnidaria; Anthozoa; Scleractinia; Pocilloporidae
Source: the annotation of a GenBank genome assembly